AUGGUCUCCCAUAUAGGAUCCACUAGGUUUGCCCUGUUCCUGCUCUGCUGUUUGGGAACUUUGAUGCUCUCUCAUACGGGACCCAUCUAUCAGCUACAACCAAAAGAAAUACAAGCAAUAAUCGUAGAAUUACAGAACUUGUCUAAGAAACUUUUGGAUGACUACCUGAACAAAGAGAAGGGAGUGCAAAAAUUCGACAGUGACUUGCCGUCAUGUUUCACCUCUGACUCCCAAGCACCAGGCAACAUCAACAGCUCAGCCAUCCUGCCUUAUUUCAAGGCCAUCAGUCCAUCAUUAAAUAACGAUAAGAGCCUUUACAUCAUAGAACAGCUCGACAAACUCAAUUUUCAAAAUGCACCAGAAACAGAAGUUUCUAUGCCUACAGAUAACUUUGAACGUAAAAGAUUCAUCUUGACCAUUUUACGAUGGUUUUCAAACUGCCUGGAACUGGCCAUGAAAACCCUGUGAACAGCACCUAUCCAUACUCUACCUUCUUCUCCAAAUUAUGCCCCAAGCAUCCUUUAA
Messenger RNA from Equus quagga, 525 nucleotides. RefSeq names its product interleukin 31 (gene IL31). The record is from RefSeq and is a predicted model, not a curated record. NCBI's taxonomy places the organism in Eukaryota, Metazoa, Chordata, Mammalia, Perissodactyla, Equidae. The transcript is spliced from 5 exons. Gene Ontology annotation, molecular function: cytokine receptor binding; cytokine activity.